Messenger RNA from Cuscuta epithymum, 1666 nucleotides. The record is from the annotation of a GenBank genome assembly. Lineage: Eukaryota; Viridiplantae; Streptophyta; Magnoliopsida; Solanales; Convolvulaceae.
GGGAAAUACGGAGUAAAACACACACUAGGCGGGUAUAUUAAAUGAAGCGGGCUUUUAGGUUAGAAAGAAAAAUCAGACCCGCACCCUAUAUUUUCACUAUCUUCUCUCUCGGCUUUCUUGUUGCCGCCAUAGCCGAUUCACCGCCAUCACGCAGAUCCGAAUUCUCCACUCAGCUGGCUAUUGCGACUUGCGAGGACUCAUCCCUAUUACUAAACGUAUCAAUCGUUUGUUGUAAGAUUCGUUUAUAUCUAAUUAUAUAUCUCUCUUCUCUAAUUUCAGAUCGUUUUUUCUUCUAUACUUUAUUUCAAUAGUCACAAAUCUUCUGGUUUGCGAGCACAUUCAGAGAUUCAGGUGAGCUUUAUGUGUACUAAAGUUUUUCCUUCAUUAACAUCGUAUUAACACUUUUUUCAGCACAUUUAGAAGGUUUUAUGUGUAUUUCAGUUUUUCGUGACGUUUGCUUUGUAUAAAUAAAAUUUCUAUGUAGGAUGUGGCAUAUUCUAAAACCUACACCUAUUAUCUGUAAUUAUUUUCUUAAAGAGGAACUAAGAAGUUUUUCCCUGUGUUGAAAUUGAUUUUGAAGCAUGUGGAUGAUGCUCUUUUUUCGAGAAUUUCAAAUCUGCUCCGCUUAAUUUAGUUUGGAUGUAUAUUUGCUAAAUUUAAAAAUUGUAGAACGAUAAGAUGUUCGUAAUCUGGAAUAUUAACACAAAUUUUAUCUUAUCCUUUGUCUUUUAUCUGUCUGCCUCCAUUCCUGAAAAGUUGCCCACUAAUUUUUUCUUAUGGACUCAGAAACUUGCUAUUCAAUUGAGAAAAAUCAACUAACAAAUGCUCUGUAUAUUUGAGUUUUCUUUAAGGCCAAUCUUCUCACUUUAUGACCAUUCAGCCAAUUCCUCAUUUAAUGAGUUUCUUUAUCUUGGGUUUGCAUUAUCAGUGCUUAUUAUUUUAUUUUGAUGGAGUGUAAGUUUUUUCAUUGUAAAUUUUAGUAAAGGACGAGUUAUUCAGUUUUCAUGUCAUGAACAAAAAGAAGCAGGUCUCCAGACAUUAUAAUGUGAUUUGGAAAUGUUUACAUUUGUGUUGAUCUUUAUAUGUAGUACUAUUUGUCUUCCAUGUUUCUCUCAUUACGUUAUUUAUUUUUUGAAUAAAAUAUUUCACUCUAAUAUUGGAACCAAUGUUGAAAUUUGUGUGAAAUGGCUAUGAGUAUGAUGGGAGCACGACCGUACAUAUGUUCUUGGAUGGUGAGCGAGGUGAAUGGCUUGGUGGAUUCCAGUAUAUUGCGUACGCAAACGUCACGCUCCAAUCCGAAGGGGACAAGUUUUCUGCCACUCUCUCACAAUGUUCUAUUGAAACCGGUUUCUAUGUUCAGAGUUAUAUGUCUGUGGGGGAUCCAAUUAGGAAGAAGAGGGAGAAUGAAGAGGAAGGGGCAGUGGAAAACCUAACUGAGAAACUGCUCUUGCUUAACUUAUCACUUAUGGAAUGGUAUAAAAAAUUGAAGAUUAUCAAUCUCCUAGCUAGGCCUUAUGUAAUUUAAUGAAGUUACCCUGUUUUUUCUUUUUUAGAUAGCACUCUGUAUGUAACUAGUUUACUGUACACUGAGAUAUUGAAUUAUCCGUAUGCUACUAAUUUGUUUUGUAUCAAUUGACAUAUGUAAAGAGUCUUUGUUAUUGGAAGC